AUGAAACCCGAUCUCGGUGUCGUUCCUCCGGCUGGAACUCUCGGAGAAACAACCACCCAAAGGCUUAGACAACUUCGCUCAGAGAGCCGCUGUUUCAAGAAGGUCAGCCACGAAGAAAUCGGUUUGGCUACAGUCACAGCUCUUCGCCGAGAAAUCCCAGCUAUUGUCCCCAGUAUCACAUUCCUUUCUGGUGAUAAUCCGUACUGGAUGCAACGAUAUAAAUGA
This is a messenger RNA of Ostertagia ostertagi, 225 nucleotides long. The record is from the annotation of a GenBank genome assembly. Lineage: Eukaryota; Metazoa; Nematoda; Chromadorea; Rhabditida; Trichostrongylidae.